CGGGGACACCUGCCACAGUGGGAAGCGUUUAUCACAGUCGCGUUUUUCAAGACUCUGUUCCACCACACCAUCCAAUGCUAUAGUGUAUAGGAAUGGCGUGGUUGCCGUUUGGUGUUUGGUUUUCGUGAACGGAAAGUGUGCAAAGGCUGUGACAAGUUCCAUUCGCAUUGUGGCUUUAACGUUUUUCCUCUUCCCAUCAACCAUGGGAAGAAGCUUGGCGCCCUCAGCGUCUUCCACGUGGCGCUUCGACUUGUUUGUGGAUUGGCGCUGGUGGUAGAUUACAACAGAUAAUUUCACCAUAUUGUAUGCUUGGAAUACUUUUUUGUGAUAAGCCGCAGUCGAUCGUUCUGCUGUGCAAGCCCACACUCUGUCCCUUGUGCAUGUCCAGAAUGACGUAGCCUGGGUUUGCGACGAGGGAAGUUCAGCGAUGCGACCAGUUUCCUUUCUACCUUCUUGCGUUCCUUGCGAGACGUCCCGUAGUGCAUGAUUUUUCCCUUCGGUCUCGUGAAUUUUAAGCAAGAGAGGAGGCUCGCAGAAAUUUUUGUGUGGUGGGUGAAAACCGAUGCUGAUAGGGGUGGCCAAGAACAGACGCUUGCAUUAGAGAACGACUUCCCGUGGUAGAUAUCUGCCCUUACGAGAGGGCUUGGUCACGUUAAGACAAGCAGCGUAUUCCAGUCACUCUUCUACGCUCAUGCAACAGUUCUGUUGAAUGAGGGGAGAUCCAAAUCUUUUUCGGAGCCAGAAGCACGUGGUAUGUGUGAGGGAAGACCAAUCCGAGUUGUGGAAACCGGAGGUGACGCAGUUAUAGAGCAGUUUUCCUUAGGCAGACCGCCUAUCUGCUUCGAAGGUGUUCAGAAUUGAAUUUCACUACGUGCAUUCAUUCCUGGUGGAAGGUUCGAAGUUUGCACGGGUUAGACAUCGCAUCAAAAUGCGCGAAGAGAUUUGCGAACGUGUGCCAGACAGAAGCGACCAUACUAAGGACACCAUGGCGGAGGCAAGCGAGGCGCUGCGAUUUGUUGGAGGGGCUGCCUGUGUUUUUCGGGAUGUGUCCCGUUUAAUUGAGGAUGACCUUAAGAAGGUCGAAGACGCCAGCCGACUAUGGGAGUGCGCAGUAAGGAAGAUGAAGACCAUGUUGGACCAGAACGCGCAGAUUGUAAAGAACAAUGACGAAGCAAUAUGCCAGGCAGAGGUCAUCUUGAUUUUGAACGAGGUGGUCAUGCAAGAACACUGGGCUGAGUUGUCGAAAAACGCAAAUGAAAUUCAGCUGUUGGAAAACAUUUUGGAGGUGAUGGAAAAGGUGCCGUCUCAGCCGCCCCUUGCUGAGUCAAGCCAAGGAGGCGACUGACUGAAAAGGUACCAUAUGGACAGCAGAACUGGAAUCGUGUCUAUGUUGCUGGCGACGGAGAAUGCCGAUGAAAGAGGACCAAAACACGUCAAUACUGUGAUAUCGCAGAGAACUGCUAAUAAAGGGUACUGUGUCAUAAAUGCGUCUCUCCGCGUUUUUUCAGUGGCAUGAUUCUACGUGUAGCAGAGAAGAUGCGAAUAGUACCUUUUCUCAGGGACAUCUUCUGGGCUUCUACGGCACUCUCCUGAAAACCGGUGUGUCGUAGAGUGCGCGUCCUCCCGUAGUAUCCACAACUUCCGACAAAAUCAGGUUCGGUGGCAUUGCUCAGUCAGUGUCUUUUAGGAUUUCAGCGGCCUUGUUUCCGAGACUUAAGUUGUUUCCUCGGCAGGUGUGUUUUUCCAGAAGCUGAUACGGAUAGAGGACCACGGGUGUGGUGCUCUAUGCGCAGUUGUUGGAAAGGAUCGUUUCAAUUGACGUAUAUGGCGCGGUAAGGUUGUGUCGAGCAUGGAUCCCACGGUGUGUUACGUACAACCGAGGCCGCAAGUAUAAUGUUCAUGGUUGACGUUCUGUCGAAGUUUAUGUUUCGUGUGUCUUGACGCGUGGUCGAACACGAGUUGUGAAGCGACUGACAAGAGGUGCCCAGGAGAUGCAGUGAUACGACGGAGGCGACGUUAUCUUCAUAGGCCAAGAGCGUGACGACUCUUGAAGAGGUGGCGGGAAUCAAUGGUAAUACGGUUUUUUCGGCAAUGGCAUAAUGAGUCGUGCCCGACGUAGGAUCCAAGGCAGAUUGCUGGGAGGCUCUGGCCUAAAAACUGAAUUGUGAAAUGUCAGAAUCCGUGUUGGGUUGCAGUCGAGAUCCCACUAACCAAGUUAGUCUUUGACACUACAGCGGUGUCAAGGGAAUUGACUGGCCAGCGACCAUCCACAGGUGCGUGUGGAAGGUGUUCUUUUCCGCCGUCGUGAUUAUAUGUUGUUCAUAAUUUGAGCGGUUUUUUCUGCUGCGUGCCACCGAACUGAGAGUGCCAUGUUAACGACUUGAUAACUUCUGGAGGGGAAAGCGUUCGUGAGGGUGCUUUGUAUUCACGAAGCGAAUUCUUCGACCGAGGCGGAAACGAACGUUUAAAGGUGCAUUUUCACCACAGCUCCAGUGUCUACUCUGACAAGCUGUACUGACCGUCGAGGACGUGAAUUCAUGGGAUGGUGUCGUCGAUGACCGAUACUCAGGUAGUGCGUAUGCCGUAAUUUUCUGUUUUGGGUCGAUGAAAGGAAGUUCUUGUGGGUUUCUGUAUAACAGCUGUACAGAUACUGUAUCGGCGGCGCAGUCAGCUAGUGAUGACAUGGAUUGAGACAAACUGGCGCGUAUGGGAUGGGAUUCGUUGUUGGAACAAGGGAUUACAAUACUACUUGCUUUGACAUUGUGGUUGCAGUGUGGUGGAUUUCCGACGGCGUAUAUUUCCCAGUCUCGUGUUAGCGUUGUUAUUAGGGGCAAGGAUGGCUAUCUUGCUUUCCAUCUGCAGAGCUGGGCUACACUGUUUGGAAUGCACAGUGUGCUGUUUUAGAGCAUUCUCGUAACACCGUUUUUAUGCGACUGAACGACUGGUGGUACGAUCAGUUCGUGUGCCUCGCGCUUGUGUGUGGCAGUUGCGUGUUGCCUUUGAGCCUUUUCUUACUUCCACACAUGAUGUGGCCAGAGCUUCACGUGGAUUCCCAGUGUUAUCAAUUGGAUGACCAUGAUGGCUCUCUGUUUUGAAGACACGUUGAAUUGGUAAGAAGACGCAAUGCGGACUCCCUUGGGGAAACAUCGCAGUUGUGUAACUUGGAUGCGCGAUCUGAGGUACUGCAUAAUUUGCGGUUUUCCUGAGAGCUGAAUUUCAGUGGUUUCUCGACGACGGAAACUUCCGUUUGUGGAAGAAUCGGGGGUGACCGCCGUUCGCAGUCUGCGUGUUUUUGAUGUGACACAAGAUGACUCAAGCCUACCGAGAGGCCUACAUAUUGUUUGCCCUUUCCGGGUGUCGGGGAAUUGUUCCGCUAGGGGGAAGAGAAAUGUGCUUAUUCAAAAAAGUGUGAAGCCUCACGAGUACUAUGGGAGUCGGGAGUCUCUUGGCAAAAGACCGUUUUCAUGCCGACCGGGGAAAGGCGUAGGCGUCCAUAAUCAGGCACGGGUUUAACCGUUGAGCAACGGGGUGAUGGGUGACAUGUGAGGUUUCGUGCAAGUAUGAAUGCGACGGAGAAAACGUGUGCCGCUUGGGGCAAGUGCAUGUCCCUGUGCGAAUUUGCAUUGUAUGUGGGAAGGAGAAACUGUACUCUAUACAGUGUCGCGCAUUGCCGAAUACUCGAUCGAGCUGACGAUGGAAGCCUUUGUUGUGACCUGAAGCCUGCCUGGAGAGCAGCUUCGUGCGCCGGAAAGCGUUUUGAUGUAUAUCUCCAUCGAGUGCCCGUCGAAGGUGAACAUUUCCGUUUGAUCCGCCGGAGGUAUACCAUUAUUCGUGGAAACGUGCCAGGGAAGCCAGGUCAAGUUUGUUCAGGUGCGUUUGAGUUGUGAUAACUUCUAUGUUAAGAAGCGUUCGGGGACGGAGCGCGACGAUGACGACGAAGCGCAGGUGUGUGGCACUCUACCUACGUUGUGGAACAUACCUGGAGUACCACCUCAGUUAACUCCGCGUGUCCCUCCAGAGGCAUCAUCUGGGAGUGAGCUCGGGGAAACUCGAGAGAAAUGGGGUCAGGUCACUACACUGGGGGGGGGGCGCUUUUGAGAACAACAUGUUGUACGUUCUUUUUCCUACGCCUCUAACGAUCUGCCACACCUCAAGUUUGAAACAAUCGCCGAAAAGGCGUGAAGCGUCGAUAUACCCUUG
Messenger RNA from Toxoplasma gondii ME49, 4200 nucleotides. RefSeq lists its product as hypothetical. The coding region runs from base 929 to 1345 and encodes 138 amino acids. The transcript has a single exon. NCBI's taxonomy places the organism in Eukaryota, Apicomplexa, Conoidasida, Eucoccidiorida, Sarcocystidae. The record is from RefSeq and is a predicted model, not a curated record.